UAUCUCAUAUCAUCAGCCCUCUCUCUGUCUCUCGGAAACAUGUAUCCAUCUAACGCAGGUAAUUACACGGCAGCAGAACCACCCAAGUUCUCAUCAUCUCCUAUGGCCACGGCAUCAUUGUCGGCUCCUCAGUUCAGUCAACCCACACCCAUCGGCGUCCCGAUGGAUAUGCCGCCACCGGCCUUUCCAACUCAAACUCAACGGCAGGUCCCUUGGUCCACCGGCCUCUGCGACUGCUGUGACGACGUUCCGCUUUGUUGCAUUACUUGUUGGUGCCCAUGCAUUACGUUCGCUCAGAUAUCUGAGAUCAUUGAUAAAGGAACAUCGUCCUGUGGAAUGAACGGAGCAAUCUACACCAUCAUCGCUUACUUCACCGGCUGUGCUUGCCUCUACUCCUGCUUCUAUCGGACGAAGCUGAGGCACCAAUACUCCUUACAGGAGAGCCCGUGUGGUGAUUGCUUCGUCCAUUUCUGUUGCGAGUCGUGUGCCUUGUGUCAAGAAUACAGAGAGCUCAAAUCUCGUGGUUUCAACAUGGCCAUAGGAUGGCAUGCUAACGUGGAACAACAAAACCAUGGAGUAGCGAUGGCUCCAGUUGUGCAAGGAAGCAUGACUCGAUAGAGUGGAAGGAUCUACUUAAUUAUUAUGGUGCUACUAUUCCUCCGUAUCUA
This is a messenger RNA of Nelumbo nucifera (sacred lotus), 668 nucleotides long. RefSeq names its product protein PLANT CADMIUM RESISTANCE 2-like. NCBI's taxonomy places the organism in Eukaryota, Viridiplantae, Streptophyta, Magnoliopsida, Proteales, Nelumbonaceae. The record is from RefSeq and is a predicted model, not a curated record.